GUGUGUAGCGAAAGACCAUUAUUUGCCACUGCGAUAGAUCAAGUAAAAAGGCUCUAUUUCUGGAAACUUCCUACACCAAAUUCACAGUUCCGGUGCAUUUAAGAUCGAUCGUGACCAUAGUGCUUCCUGUUUGCGGGUUCGUUACUGCAUCGCAUAUUCGCAUUACCCUGGUGAACCGCUUCUAUCUGCCUGCAGUGAGAGUUGUUUUUGGCGUAUUCUACUCGAUUCUAAAAUAGAAAAUGACCCGUGGAAACCAGCGUGAAUUGGCGCGUGCGAAGAACCAGAAAAAGAAUGCCGGUCAACCGAAGCAACGAGACGACGGGCUUACUCACGAGCAGAGGAAGCAGCGUGAUGCUGACAUUAUGCGACAAAAGCAGCAGAAAAAGGAGGAAGCACCACAGCAUCCGAUCAAGAGUUAAUGUCCGUACCGACACGUGUGAAGCAGCGCCGAAAGGCACCCCCAAUUCGUAUAUAAUCACGAAAAGAAGGCCAAACCCAUCGUACUAACCGAUACACUCUGACUGUUCGUGCACUUCAUCCGCAUACGCUUUACUUUUGGUGAACAUGUUUUUUGAAAUAAUUUGUCCUUUGCUAGUAGAAGUAACUUUCUUCAUGCUGUUGCUGUCAUUUCGUUGAAGAUACGAUCGUUUUACUUUUAAAUAGUCGAAAAAAAAGCCGCCAGUUUGUAGCAAAACUAUUAGGUGGUACAAAGUUGCACGACCGCAAUGGAUAUUUUAUCCGUGAUUUGAUUGAACGAUUCUUCACAAAUUACCAGUUUGGUGCACAAGCCGCAUUAUUAUGGUUUCGGUUUACACUAACUAGUAUUAGACGUGUGGGUUAGGUUGAAUCUACAGAUGAGAGCAAAAAUGCUAUGCAUUGAACAGUACACAGUCCACGACGUCCCGAUAUAAAGCAAUAGCAGCAAACUCAGCGAGCUCAAACAAGCCAAACGAAACAGUAAGCAACAUGUAAAACGGCAGGAAAAGCUGCAAACACACAUACACGCGUUUCAAGUAUUGUUAAAGUUAAACGGUAUAGUAGCAAGUGGAAGCGUUACUGUCUUGUGGGGUAAUGGUUACGCGUAGCCGAUGUGCGCACACAGUUGAGGUUAAAAACAAAAGGGUGCAAUUCUCAUGUUGUUUUCGAUCUAACCUGACAACGAUGAGACACAUAAGAAUAUUGAUUGAGCGAUUGGGACUGUAUUUUGAACGCUAUCUCGUUAUACAUUUCGUGUCGUGAAUAUUUAGUAUGGUACGUCCAUGAUUUUGUGCUUUCGUCCAAUCCGUUAAAAAAAGGUUCUUCUACUUACUUAACGCCAACACAGCUGGAAAACUUUCUCUUCCUUGUGCCGUUUUGUAUCUUAUAGAUGCCAUUUUAUUCAUAUGCUCAACAAGUA
Messenger RNA from Anopheles moucheti, 1396 nucleotides. RefSeq names its product putative SERF-like protein. The record is from RefSeq and is a predicted model, not a curated record. NCBI's taxonomy places the organism in Eukaryota, Metazoa, Arthropoda, Insecta, Diptera, Culicidae. The transcript has 3 exons. The coding region runs from base 240 to 419 and encodes 59 amino acids.